Molecule: messenger RNA, 4029 nt
Organism: Pieris brassicae (large cabbage white)
Lineage: Eukaryota; Metazoa; Arthropoda; Insecta; Lepidoptera; Pieridae
Gene: Rfx
Product: transcription factor RFX3
Exons: 16
Coding region: 351-2306 (651 amino acids)
Biological process (GO): regulation of transcription by RNA polymerase II
Molecular function (GO): RNA polymerase II cis-regulatory region sequence-specific DNA binding; DNA-binding transcription factor activity, RNA polymerase II-specific
Source: RefSeq, a predicted model, not a curated record
GAAGUCUGGAUCAAUAGUUUUGGUAGACGUUUGAAGCAAAUUUACACAAGCGCCAUCUCUUAGCAUGCAAUAACUGAUAUUUUUUCAAUUUUCCUUGUGAUAUAUCCGUCCGUAGCCUAGGAAACGGGUGUAGCUACAACAACAUACCUUGUGUUACAUAAAAAGUUGAUAUUCCACUAAUUUUCUGUUAAAUGUAAAUUAAUUAUUCUUUAAAAAAACGACAGUCAACGCUCGUUUAUAAAAACCUCUUUCUCGGUGGCAAAUAUAUUGGCAUAAUAGUAUGGCUGGCAGGUUUUGACUGCGCGGGCGACGAGGUGCUUGUGGAGUCUUCGCCGCCCGCCUCUCCCGUCAUGGCGGCACAGCUGGCACAACCCACACAGGGCACCAGCAGUAGUACAUCGCCGAGUGCCGUCCGGGAAUUAAUUGUGAUACCAGAGAUUAGCCACGGGAUUAAUUUGCAACAUGCAAUACAACAGGUGUCCACGUCAGGUGUGGAAGUGAAUGGUGACAGUUCGGGACAUUCGAGCCCCAAUAACGAGACGCAACACACUUAUAUCGUAGCGAACAAUGUGAAAGAGGAGCCCAGUGAAGACUUCAGCGGUGAAAGCAACGAUGAAUGCGAAGGUGGCAAUGGCGUAAACUAUCAGGUGCAAUAUGUGGAGCCGCAGGAGAUAUACACACAGGGAUCGCAGCCUCAUAUGGAGACACUUCGAGCGUAUCCAGUGUUCGGAGUGGCGAAUGUCGAGACAGUGGGCGAAGGGAGCGCUGAUAAUGAAUGGGCUGGCGAGUUCUCUUUCACGGACAGCGCGGGGACCUCAGGCUCGAGCAAUGAGCAGCCCGCGUCUCCUGCCCCACCUGCUCGAAUGCCGCCCGCCACUGUGCAGUGGCUGCUCGAUCACUACGAGACGGCUGAAGGCGUAUCACUGCCCCGUUCGACACUUUACGCACAUUACUUACGGCAUUGUACCACACAUCGCCUCGAGCCAGUGAACGCCGCGUCGUUCGGCAAACUUAUACGUUCGGUGUUUGUUGGGCUGCGUACGCGUAGACUGGGAACCCGUGGGAAUUCGAAGUACCAUUAUUAUGGGAUACGGGCUAAGCCCACUGCGCCGAGGGACUCGCCCACGUUCCCCAAUAAGUUGGAUAUGGAUGAGCAGCACGAGGAUGUGCGUCGUGAGGAGCAAGGCCCGGUGGGCAUAAGUGGCUCAGCUCACCGCCAGUACUUGGGCGCUGUGAUCCCACCGGACCCACCAGAUAUCUUCAUCGACGAUCUGCCUGAUGAUGUGCCGCUCAAUGCUGCACAGCUUUUGCAGAUUCAUCAUCGAGAGCAUGGCAUAGAGUUCCUAGAAGCCGUUGCGGCUUUGGACACGUCUGCCGUAGAGCGCGCUCGUCGCAAUUUCUGGAAGCGUCCGCCGGGCGAACUAUGCCGACGUGCUCUAUACAAAUUGACCGCGCGACGUGAUGUCGCCGUGUGGCUGAGGAAGGCCGAGUUGCAGUUGUACCAGAGAGCUGUGGAUCUGCUGUUGCCUGAUGUGUUGCGGCCUAUACCGUCGCAGUUGACUCAGGCGAUCCGUAACUUUGCUAAAAGCCUGGAAGGGGCUUUGGCGGGUGGGGGCAGUGGAGCCCCGCCGUUAGCUCAACGGGCCCAGAGCUCGGCAGCGGCAGCCUUGGCCGGGGCUCUGAGGCGGUACACUUCGCUUAACCACCUGGCGCAGGCCGCGAGGGCUGUGCUCACUAAUCAGCACCAGAUACAACAGAUGGUGUCAGACCUGAGUCGCGUGGACUUUCGCGUGGUCCGCGAGCAAGCGGGCUGGGCGUGCGCCUGCGGCUCUACUCCCGCAGCCCAUAAGCUGGAAGCUGAUUUUAAGGCAACAUUGGGCCGCGGCGCAACACUAGAGCAAUGGGCGUCGUGGCUCGAGGCGUGCGUCCGGGACGCCUUAGCGCCGCACGUGGGACGUCCGGACUACACGCCGCGCGCGAGGCGACUGCUGCUCGACUGGUCUUUUUACUCCUCGCUCGUUAUACGCGAGUUGACGUUGAGAUCGGCAGCGUCCUUUGGCUCAUUCCACCUGAUCCGUCUGCUCUACGACGAGUACGUGGCCUUUCUCAUCGAGAAACGGGUGGCGGCCCAUCGCGGGGAGCCGCCUAUCGCAGUGAUGCAGCGGGCUUUGGACGAUGAUGACGAGUUGCCCGAAGAGGUGUCCCGCGAGGAGGAGCUGGAGGGGGAGGGGGAGUGGGAGUGGGGAGAGGAAGAGGAGGACGAAGAGGACGAGGGCGAGCCAAAGAGGGCGCGCCUCGAUGAAUAGCUAGGAUUUCCCGAUUUUCUUUGCUUGCCUAUUUUGUGAGCGAUAUGUGUAUUUGUGCAAUUUUAAGUUAGAACACAGAAAUUAUUUAGAAUUAUAUAAAUUUCAAUCUUCUUAAAGCAUUUCGAUUAAGCUUUCACAGUAGUGACUGCUUUGACAUAGACAUAUUUCUGCGUUUAAACCAUUUUGACUAAGGUUUUUUUAAUUAAUUUUAAAAAAGCAUUGAAUGGCAAACUUCUCAUGAAAAUCGUGACACGAAUAAAACACUUUGGUAGAUUCGUUUAGAUAAAAGAUUCGAAAAAAUUGUAGAUUUGUGUCAUACGAUGGCUUCACAGAUAUACAUGUAUUUAAUAAUUAUAUUGUUUGUGGGUAGUUAUAAAAUAUAAGAUUUCUAGUCGUCUACCUUCGCAGGUUUUGUAUAAAUUGUAUGUGUACGGGUAAGCAAAAUUUGACAAAAAUAAGUUUGCUAUACCUAAAUAUAAGAAUUUGUGUGUUUCGAUUCUCAUUAUUCGCUACUAGUUAUACUAUAACAAUUAAUGGGAAUGGAAGGUUAAUCUUGGUACAGCAAGUGUCAAGCGUGCCCUAAUUAUAAACUGAGUCACAAAUAUAAAGUGAGACACAAGUAUAAAGUGAGACACAAGUAUAAAGUGAGACACAAGUAUAAAGUGAGACACAAGUAUAAAGUGAGACACAAGUAUAAAGUGAGACACAAGUAUAAAGUGAGACACAAGUAUAAAGUGAGACACAAGUAUAAAGUGAGACACAAGUAUAAAGUGAGACACAAGUAUAAAGUGAGACACAAGUAUAAAGUGAGACAAGCGUCAUGUCAGUCAAGACUAUAAAUUGGGACAGGAGUAUAAUAUGAGACACAAUUAUAAAGCUAGUCGCAAGUAUAAUGUGGGACACAAUUAUAAAGUGAGACAGGAGUAUAAUGUGAGACACAAGUAUAAAGUGAGACAAGCGUCAUGUCAGUCAAGACUAUAAAUUGGGACAGGAGUAUAAUAUGAGACACAAUUAUAAAGCUAGUCGCAAGUAUAAUGUGGGACACAAUUAUAAAGUGAGACACAAGUAUAAAAUGAGACACAAGUAUAAAGUGAGACAAGCGUCAUGUCAGUCAAGACUAUAAAUUGGGACAGGAGUAUAAUAUGAGACACAAUUAUAAAGCUAGUCGCAAGUAUAAUGUGGGACACAAUUAUAAAGUGAGACACAAGUAUAAAAUGAGACACAAGUAUAAAGUGAGACAAGCGUCAUGUCAGUCAAGACUAUAAAUUGGGACAGGAGUAUAAUAUGAGACACAAUUAUAAAGCUAGUCGCAAGUAUAAUGUGGGACACAAUUAUAAAGUGAGACAGGAUUAUAAUGUGAGACACAAGAAUAAAGUGAGACAAGCGUCAUGUCAGUCAAGACUAUAAAUUGGGACAGGAGUAUAAUAUGAGAUACAAUUAUAAAGCUAGUCGCAAGUAUAAUGUGGGACACAAUUAUAAAGUGAGACAGAAUUAUAAUGUGAGACAAAAGAAGAAAGAGUGCUGCAAGUAUUAAUCGAGUUCUUGGUUUAUACACGUGUCGUAAGUAUAAGUAUAAUUUUUGAAAAAAUACAGUUUAAAAUAAAACGGAAAUCCCUUCCAAUCUCAUUUUUCUAUUCCGAUUAAAGUAUUUGCCAUCAGUAGCGAAUAAUUCUGAGAUGUUAUUUUGUCAAAAAUGUAAUUAAAUACCUUUGGGAACACCGUU